UUAUUAUUAUUAUUAGUCCGACUGUAUUUUUUUUAUAUUAUUAUUGCAUUUACUUGUGUUGUGGUUGUGUCAGGGAAAGUUUCCGGAAGUGAUGUAAUCUUUACUGUUUUGUUGUAAUAUCACUUUGCUCUUGUAUGCAGGUGAGCGCACUUUUGCUACGUCACGGGAGGAAUUCCGCGUGUCGUCAUCCCCUGGGUCACGUGACAGAAGGAGGCGGCGACGAGCCCUGAGAAGCGAGUGAGCGGUGUGUGUGUGUGUUCUCUCUUUCUGGUUGUUUUUGUCCCGCAGGUGAGCUGUAACUCUUUGGGCUUGGUUUGGAUCAGAUGUGCUGAUCGGUUCGGCCCGUGUGCUUCAGUGGGCCCUGCUGCUGUUCACUCCACAGGGAGGAGUCUUACAGGAGACACUGGGGGCAUCUGGAGCGGAUUUCAGCGCGUCGGAGAGUCAACUGGGCACAAAUCAGCUCCAGGUCCAAAACAGCUGUGUGCUGACGGUACCAUGGUGUGUGAGGGGUUAGUGUGCGGUUCUGGGCCGAACUUUCCUGUGCUAUGCGGUGCUCUGAGGGCUGAGAGGAAAGUGAAAGCGAAGGGGGGGGGUGAUGAAGGAGCGCGGGGGCUUUUACUUUGGGCCCCGGGACUCGAAAUGGGAGCUCCGGCCUCCCUUCGUUUUCCUUUUCCAUAUCUGCGGAUAAAUCCAGCGAGCUGCAGCAUGAAGCCAAAAAGCUCCCCGAGCAGCCAGCGGGAACAUGAAGAGCGGACAGUCGGGGACGGCGCUUUACUUCCUGCUCUUUCUCAUCGUGCACGAGCGCUGCGACGCCUGCGACUGGAUGAUGAGCCAGUACAGCAUGAAGAGCCGCUCGAGUCUCUCACUGCUCAAGGACAUGGGUGGAGAGAUGACUUCAGUGAAAGGACCAUUUCCACGGCUGGUGUACAAUGAAGUCAUGAAGGCCAAGGCAGAAGAUCAGGUGAGGUUUCUGGCUGAGGCCACGGAGCAGAUCAUCGCUCUCUUCAGCCCUCUCACAGCUCAUGUAGAUGAAGUGAAAUGGGACGGCAGGGCACUGGAUAAUUUCCUGAACAUCCUCGAUACCCGACAGUUAAACGAGCUGAAACAAUGUACAGCAGCGUAUGCUGAAAGAUCAGGACGCUCGUGGAGUGAGAGGAAACUGAGAAGACACUUCAGGAAGUUGAAGGAAAUUCUGAAAAAAUCAAACUACAGCGCAAACUCUUUGGAGCGAAUCAGGAAUGUGGUGCAGCAGCACCUUGGAAUGAUGGACAUCAUCGCUGCCAACGUGAGGCACAAACUCUGAACAGGACCAACGGGGGGAAAAAGGAUUUUUUAUUAAAGAAGAAACAGAACAUUUAACCACAGGUGUUAUUACUGUCCAAAAACUGGACCAAAUAUGGGACGAGGAUUCCUGAGUCUCACUCAUGUUUAAAUAUUUCAGUGAUCAACUGAAAUGAUGUAGCUUUUUUUUUGUUUGUUUUAAAUUAGUUGUUAGCAUUUAUUUAUUUAUUUAUUUAUGAAUGUUUGUGUGUAUGUCUGUAUUUAUUUAUUUAAUGAUCUGAAUUUGAAAA
Messenger RNA from Neoarius graeffei (lesser salmon catfish), 1571 nucleotides. RefSeq names its product interferon a3-like. The record is from RefSeq and is a predicted model, not a curated record. NCBI's taxonomy places the organism in Eukaryota, Metazoa, Chordata, Actinopteri, Siluriformes, Ariidae. The coding region runs from base 743 to 1303 and encodes 186 amino acids. The transcript is spliced from 5 exons. Gene Ontology annotation, cellular component: extracellular region. Gene Ontology annotation, biological process: defense response; response to exogenous dsRNA. Gene Ontology annotation, molecular function: cytokine receptor binding.